AUGUACCUCCAUGAAUCAUUUUCUGUUAUAACAGGGUUCUACACACCUUCCUCGUGCCUUCAUCAGUAUCACCUCAUUACCAACUAUGUGACCUGGACUGAUGCCCAGAGUUACUGCAGAGAGAAUUACACUGAUCUGGCUACAGUAGAUGGCAUGGAGGACCUGAACAGGCUGAUUACCAGUGGCAGUGAUUAUGAUCUGAUUUGGAUCGGACUGAAGAAGGGAGACUCCAUGAAGUGGCACUGGUCUCUGUCAGACAGACGUUUCUACAGAGAGGGGGAGACUGAAUUAAGAAACUGGGACACUGGGACGCCCCAACAUGGUAACUGUGCUUUAAUGAGUACAGCUGGUCUGUGGAACAACACCUCCUGUGAUGACCAGCAUCACUUCAUCUGUUAUGAUGGUGAGUGUUUACAUACUAAUGAUGAAGCCUGUUCUAAGUGCUGGAGAAAACAAGACACCAACCUAACAUACGUCUUAAUUCAGGAGAACAAGACCUGGAUAGAUGCUCAGAGUUACUGCAGACAGAAUCACACAGACCUGGUCAGUGUGAGGAACCAGACUGAGAACACAGAGAUAAGGAAGAAUAUAUCACUGAGGGGACUUCCUGUGUGGAUCGGUCUGUUUCAAGACUCCUGGAUAUGGUCAGACCAGAGUGACUCCUCAUUCAGAAACUGGCCCAGCUGUGGAGACCCCUGA
This is a messenger RNA of Salvelinus fontinalis (brook trout), 699 nucleotides long. Its product is annotated as snaclec 27-like. The record is from RefSeq and is a predicted model, not a curated record. The coding region runs from base 1 to 699 and encodes 232 amino acids. NCBI's taxonomy places the organism in Eukaryota, Metazoa, Chordata, Actinopteri, Salmoniformes, Salmonidae. The transcript is spliced from 3 exons.